AAAAAAGUUGCAUUAAAAUGUUUAAAUAAAUCACAAAAUAAGACUGAAGAAUUUCUAAAUGAGAUUAAAGCAUAUUCAAUGAAUAAGUAUGGUAGUAAUAUUAUCAGAAUAUAUGGAAUAUCUCAAGACCCAAAAACAAAAAAUUACGUAAUAGUUCUUCAAUAUGCAAAAGGUGGAAAUUUUAAUGGUUGGAUAAAUAAAUGUUAUAAAGACUUUGAUUGGAAUAAUAAAUUACGAACAUUACAUAAUAUUAUUUUUGGUCUAAGUGAAAUUCAUCAAAAACAGAUGGUUCAUUGUGAUUUUCACACGGGAAAUAUAUUAUUUGAAUAUGGAUAUGUUAAUCAAUAUAAUAAUACAUAUAUUUCAGAUAUGGGAUUAUGUGGAGAAAUUGGGAAUGUAGACAAAUCCAAAAUUUAUGGAGUUAUGUCUUAUGUGGCUCCAGAAGUGUUAAGAGGAAAACCUUACACCAAAGCAGCAGAUAUAUAUAGCUUUGGUAUGAUUAUGUAUUUUGUAGCAACUGGAAGACAACCUUUUUCUGAUCGUGCUCAUGAUAAGUUAUUAGCAUUAGAUAUAUGUAAUGGAAUUAGACCUAAAUUAAAUGAAUUAGAAGCACCAAAAUGUUAUGUUGGAUUAAUGAAAAGGUGUUGGGAUUCGGCUCCAGACAAUAGACCAGAUGCUAUUGAAGUAGUAAAUAUUAUUUAUUCGUAUUAUAUUAGUUCAAAUGCUGAAAUUAGUAAGCAAUUUAAAGAAGCAGAAGAAUACAGAAAAAUAAAUAUUUCGUCUAUUGAAAUUAAUCAAUCAACAACACAUCCACAAGCUAGUAAUAUAUCUCGAUUAUUAAAUCCUUUUAUGAAAGACCUUCCAAAAUGCGAUAAUGAUUCCGAAUGUUUAGACUGUUCAAUUGCUGAUUAAACCGAUUACAGCAUAUAUUAUGUUAUUAGAAUAGUAUUAAGUUUCAGAUUACAUUUAUUUAAAUUUGUUUCACAUUAUUGCCCCAAUUUACAGUCCUUCUUAUAUUGUUUUAUUAUUGUUUCGUUGAAUAGUACUAUAAGUGAUGUAUAAAAUUAUAGACUAAUGAAAUCAAAAAAUAUUUUUAUAGGAAAAGUAUAGUUUAUAAUUUAAAUUGUAUCUUAUUAUUUUUAGAGAAUAUAUAACAU
Rhizophagus irregularis DAOM 181602=DAOM 197198 is the source of this 1157-nucleotide messenger RNA. Lineage: Eukaryota; Fungi; Glomeromycota; Glomeromycetes; Glomerales; Glomeraceae. The record is from RefSeq and is a predicted model, not a curated record.